CAAUAAAAAUUCCAUUUUUCUUCCUCUGACCAGUGCCCUUUUUAUAUAUGCAUAAAAAAAAUCUGACAACAAACCAACCACUGCUUUAACCAGUUUGAUUCUAAACUACUGUGUUCUUUCUCUUCUUCUCUCGUUUUCUUCUGUUGAACUUCCUUGUUCAUGGCAUCAACAUCCACACCAAGGUCAUCUUCAGAACUAACUAUCACAGUUGAACACAAUCCUUCCAAAUCACGAUUAGCCGAGCUGGGUAUAAAUUCGUGGCCCAAAUGGGGUUGUCCUCCUGGGAAGUAUAUGCUGAAAUUCGACGCUCAAGAGACGUGUUAUUUUCUGAGAGGGAAAGUGAAGGUUUAUCCAAAAGGUUCGUCUGAGUCAGUAAAAUUUGGUGUGGGGGACCUUGUCACCAUACCCAAGGGACUUAGUUGCACAUGGGAGGUAUCAGUUGCAGUGGACAAACAUUACAAGUUCGAGUCUUCUUCCACUUCCUCAAAAUGUAUCACUGAUAUCUGAAUGUUAUUUUAUCGUUCAUCGUGCUUAAUAUAUUCACUAGGAAAAGAAUUUUUAAUAAAGGGUAUAUAUAUAGGUAUUACUCACUACUGGUUCGGGGGUAGAACUUGAAACGAAUAUAUAUUAGGGUUAUAUUAUAACUUUAUAACUUAUAAUAUAAGUGUUUGUUUCUAAUUCAAUGUUUGAAGUUGUCUUUGCUUCUGUAUAUAUAUAUGAUUGAAAAAUGUAUAGGUUGUUGUCUAGGAAAGAAAGAAGGAGCAUGCAUUUGCAGCAUCUCGUGUUUCAUGAUGCAUGCACUUUGUUUCUGUGUUGUUGCGGAUGAUAAUUUUGACCGGUCAGCUUUAAUUUUUUGGCCAUUUACUAUUCAUGUGUUGUUUACAUCGUGUGUAAUAGAAGCAUGUUUUGUCUUCUCUUUAUAUGAA
This is a messenger RNA of Vigna unguiculata (cowpea), 926 nucleotides long. RefSeq lists its product as uncharacterized. Lineage: Eukaryota; Viridiplantae; Streptophyta; Magnoliopsida; Fabales; Fabaceae. The record is from RefSeq and is a predicted model, not a curated record.